This is a messenger RNA of Beta vulgaris subsp. vulgaris (sugar beet), 1481 nucleotides long. RefSeq lists its product as hypothetical. The record is from RefSeq and is a predicted model, not a curated record. The transcript is spliced from 3 exons. Bases 208 to 1107 code for a protein of 299 amino acids. NCBI's taxonomy places the organism in Eukaryota, Viridiplantae, Streptophyta, Magnoliopsida, Caryophyllales, Amaranthaceae.
AAUGAACAAAACCUUGGUGAAAAACCCUAAUCUUGUCUCCUCCAUCCUCUCCUCUCUCUUUUCACAAUUGCCCCAUUGUUAUCUCCCUCUCUCAAAGUCUCAACCCAUCAUCUACUAUCCUCUUUAUCUUUUUACUCAAAUACAUACUAUCUUUCCAAUUUCUACUUAUUUUUCCCCAAGAAAAAAAAUAUCCUUGCAUUCAUAAAGAUGUCUAAUUUCCAGUUUAAAAAGGGCAUAAAAGUUGAAAUAAGCAUUGAUGAAGAGGGUUUUCGUGGGGUAUGGUUCCCUGGAACGGUUAUUAAGCCACCAUCAAAAACUGACUUAAAAGUUAUGGUUGAAUAUGAUACAUUGUUGGCAGAGAAUGGAUCAACCCCUUUAAGAGAGAAGGUCGAUUUGGUACAAAUUAGGCCAAUCCCACCUAGGGAAAGCAAAAGGGAAUAUAAAUUGGAUGAUGAAGUUGAUGUUUUCUUCAAUGAUGGUUGGUGGGAAGGUGUGAUUACUCAUGUUCUUGAAGGUAAUCAAUACUCUGUGUAUUUUAGACCUACGAGAGAUCAAAAUGACUUCAAUGGUCUUGAUUUGCGGCUCCAUAGAGAGUGGGUUCAUGGAAAGUGGCUUCCUCCAUUGGAAGAAGAGGCAGUGCAACCAAUAGAAGAAAUGAUUCACAAGGAGAAAGAAGAGAAGAAUUUCAGCAAAGGAAGCUUAGUUGAAGUGAGCAGUGACGAAGAUGGUUUUGAGGGUGCUUGGUUCACUGCAACUGUUCUUGAGGUGAUUGGGAAGGACAAAUUCCUUAUUGAGUACAGGGAUCUAAAAACAGAAGAUGACAAAGAGUUUGUAAGAGAAGAGGUUGAUGCCCUGCACAUCAGACCGCAUCCUCCAAAGGCAGGAAAAGUCGACAAGUUCAAGCAGUUUGAAGAAGUUGAUGCUCUUUAUAAUGAUGGGUGGUGGGUGGGCUGCAUUUCUAAAGUCCUUGGUGACUCAAAAUAUUUAGUUUACUUCAAGAGCACAGAUGAGGAACUGGAGUUUAAGGAUGAUGAACUGAGGCUCCAUCACGAAUGGAUUAGUGGGGAAUGGGUUAUGGCUUCUAAGGCUUUGGACUUGUCAGAUUGAAGAUAAUGGUAUGCCUAGAGAUCUGCCGAACUGAUCCAGAAUUAGGUAACUAGUGUAUCAUAAUAACAGAACUAUAAGUUGAUAAUUAUUUUCAGUUCAAGGCUAUGUUUUGUUGAUGAAUGAGAAUGGCAGAUUUAGCUGCGAUAGUGCUUGAGCACAAUGCUAACUUAUCAUUUUGGCGGCAUUACUGGAGGUAGAUUAGUGAUGUCUCCUCACUUCGUUUGAUCUCUGUCCAAUGGUGAUUCUGGUGGUGGUAUCAGAUAUGAUAAACCAAUUGGUGGUAGCCUCUGUAGGUGAUGCUGUUGUGUAUAUUGUCAACUUUACCCUCAAUCGAAAAGUAAUCUAACUAAGCUGCUAAUCAUUAUACAUUGUAA